AUGCCGUUCGGUAUAUCGCCAGCGCCCGAGGAAUUCCAGCGUAGAAUGGAUGAAGCGCUCGAGGGAUUAAAAGGCGUGAAAGUUAUUCAUGAUGAUAUCUUGAUAUAUGGUUGCGGAACUAACGACAAGGACGCACAAGAAGAUCACGAUAAGAACCUGAUAGGGUUAAUGGAUCGUUGUAGACAGAAAGUGUUGAAACUAAAUAAAGACAAACUGAAACUAAGAUUACAGAAAGUAAGCUAUCUUGGUCAUAGAAUUACCGCUGAAGGACUGAAAAUAGACUCCCAAAAAGUGAAAGCUAUUACGGAAAUGCCAAUACCUGAGGACCGACAAGCAGUUCAGAGACUUUUGGGCAUGGUGAAUUAUGUACAGAAGUUUGCACCAUGUCUAUCCGAUAUCACCGCUCCACUUAGACAAUUGCUUAAGUCCGAAAAUGAUUUCAAAUGGGAUCCUCACGUACACGGACUAUUAUUUGACCAGAUAAGAACUGUAUUGUCAAAUACACCGGUACUUCGAUACUUUGAUGAAAAGAAAGAAGUCAUUUUGCAGUGUGAUGCAUCGAAAUCAGGACUGGGUGCUUGCUUGUUGCAGGAGGGACAACCAGUAUGCUAUGCGUCGAGAGCAUUAACACCAACCGAAGAAAACUAUGCUCAAAUUGAAAAAGAAUUACUAGCAGUAGUUUUUGGAAUGGAAAAAUUUGAAACAUACACAUAUGGAAGAAAAAUCGUCGUCGAAUCGGAUCACAAACCGCUGGAGAUUAUAUGUAAGAAAUUUUUGCUUACCGCUCCGAAACGACUACAAAGAAUGUUGUUACGCUUACAAAAGUUUGAAUAUGUUGUUGUUUUCAAACCAGGUAUUGAAAUGUACAUGGCAGAUACAUUGAGUAGAGCAUACAUUAACAAAGAACUAAGUGGACAAGAUAAAAGAUCGGAAACCGAGAAGGAAGUUGAAACUGUGAAUGCGAUUCAAUUCUUACCGAUCACCGCCGAAAGGUGUAAAACACUACAAUCAGCUACCGCAGAAGAUGAAGAACUUCAAAUUCUUUCGAAAGUUAUAAAGAAAGGAUGGCCGAUUAACAAGGAUGCCGUAGAUAUAAAGAUACAUAAGUAUUUUCCGUUUCGAGAAGAACUUACAAUUCAGAAUGGAUUGAUUUUCAAAAGUGAUAGGGUUGUAGUGCCGAAUAGUGCAAGAGCAGAUCUGACAGAAAAAGCACAUUCUAGUCACAUAGGAAUACAAGGUUUCUUACGACGAGCAAGAGAAUGUUUAUAUUGGCCGAAUAUGAACUCGGACAUUGAAAGUUACAUUAAAACAUGUGAAACUUGCAAUGCAUUCAACAUGGAACAACAGAAAGAAAGUUUGCAUAGUCAUGAACUCUGUACAAGACCAUGGGAGAAAAUUGCUUGCGAUCUCUGUGAGUUUAAUCAACAAGACUAUUUAAUGACUAUUGAUUAUUAUUCCGAUUACUUUGAAAUCGACAGAUUAAAUAACAAGAAAGGAAAAGAAGUAAUUGGAAUCUUGGAGAAACAUUUUGCGAGAUAUGGAUUACCUGAUUGUGUAUUUUCAGACAAUGGACCGCCGUUCAACAGUCAUGAGUUUAGACAUUUCUCAAAUCAGUAUGAAUUUACACAUACAACAAGUUCACCGAGAUUCCCACAAUCAAACGGAAAAGUUGAAAACGCUAUCAAAACAGCGAAAAGGUUAAUGGUGAAAUCUCAUAAGGAUGCGAAAGACCCGUAUUUAGCAUUGUUAGAUUGGAGAAAUACACCAUCUGAAGGCUUGGAAAGUUCUCCGUCACAACGCAUGUUUGGAAGAAGAGGAAGAACGUUAUUACCGUCGGCGUCAAGAUUAUUGAAGCCAGACAUUCAAACAGAUGUUGUAGGACACAAGAGGGUUCAAAAGGAGAAACAACGUAGCUAUUACAAUCGUAGUGCUAAAGAUAAGACCGAACUAGCGAAAGGUGAUAUAGUCCGAAUAAAACCGUUCAAAAAUGGAAAAGAAUGGACAAAAGCAAAGGUUGAUGAGAAAUGUAAUAUUAGAUCGUACACUGUGACCACCGAAGAUGGCAGCACUUAUCGGAGAAAUCGUAGACAUUUAAUAUUAACUAAAGAGCCCGAUGAUUGA
This is a messenger RNA of Mytilus trossulus (common blue mussel), 2121 nucleotides long. RefSeq lists its product as uncharacterized. The record is from RefSeq and is a predicted model, not a curated record. The transcript has a single exon. Gene Ontology annotation, biological process: DNA integration. NCBI's taxonomy places the organism in Eukaryota, Metazoa, Mollusca, Bivalvia, Mytilida, Mytilidae. Gene Ontology annotation, molecular function: nucleic acid binding. The coding region runs from base 1 to 2121 and encodes 706 amino acids.